ACCUGAAAUCUUUCACUGAGCGAUGGAACAGAUCAUCGAGAAUUUGGAAGGAGUUCGAGUCUACAUUGAUGACAUCAUCAUAUGGGGGUCCUCAGCUGAAGAACACAAUGAGAGACUUUGCAGAGUGAUGGAUCGUAUACAAAGUUAUGGACUAAAACUUAACAAAAACAAAUGUGAGUUUGGUGUGGAAGAAAUACUCUUUCUUGGAGAUAAACUGUCAGCAAGUGGUGUUCAACCAGAUCAAGACAAAAUACAGGCAAUACAGAACAUGCCAAAACCCACAGACAAGACAGGAGUGUUACGCAUCAUGGGAAUGGUCAACUUUAUAGGCAAAUUCAUUCCCAACCUAACAUCAACGACAUCAUGCAUGCGUGAGCUUCUGCACAAGGAGAGUGAAUUUAAAUGGACAGUUAGACAUGAGCGUGAGUGGCAGCAACUUAAGAACACGCUGACCACUGCACCAGUGUUGUCAUUUUAUGACCACACCAAGAAGAUAAAACUGUCAACAGAUUCUUCCAAAGAUGGCAUCGGUGCUGUUUUACUCCAGGCUGAGGGUGAGCACUGGAAACCAGUUGCAUAUGCUUCAAGGGCUAUGACCGAAGCUGAAUGCCGAUACGCACAGAUCGAGAAAGAAUGCUUGGGACUAGCAUAUGGUCUGGAACGGUUUCAUAACUAUGUGUACGGCUUACCAUCUUUCAUAGCUGAGACUGAUCAUCGACCACUGGUUUCCAUCAUCUAAAAGAACCUGAAUGAGAUGUCUCCAAGGAUACAGCGGUUAAUGAUGAAGAUGCAGAGGGCACCUGCUGGCAAAAGUGUGAGUGCAACAGAGGAGGACAUCCAGUGUCAUGUGAACAUGGUGUCGACUGCACUGCCUGUGUCUGACACAAAGUCAAGACAAAUAGCGGAAGCUACAGCAGAGGAUGUGCAGCUACAGCAUGUCAUGAGGAACAUGGAUGAAGGAUGGCCAGUUGGUGCAAGUCCACAAUUUUACCACGUCAAAGGUGAACUUAGUGUUGUGGAUGGCUUGCUUUUAAAAAGGGGCAGGAUUGUGAUCCCGCAGGCUUUGAGAAUGGACAUGUUACACAGAAUACAUGAGGAUCAUCUCGACAUUGAAAAGUGCAAAAGGAGGGCGAGAGAGUCAGUUUUCUGGCCUGGAAUCAACAAUGACAUUGAAACAUUCAUAAGCAAAUGUGAAACAUGCCAGAAACACAGGAGCAAGCAGAGCAAAGAGCCUAUGGUGGUAUCUGAGUUACCAGUAGCCCCAUGGCAUAAAGUUGGAAUGGAUUUGUUUCAUCUCAGAGGCAAGGACUAUCUAGUGGUAAUAGAUUACUACUCAAACUUUCCUGAGAUGGCGUUAUUAACAAACUCAUCUUCAAACUGUGUCAUAACUCAUGCAAAAUCAAUCUUUGCCAGGCAUGGGAUUCCACACAUUGUGAUAAGCGACAAUGGCCCAUGCUUCAACAGCAAAGAAUGGCAGCAGUUUGCUGAGCAGUAUGAUUUUAAACAUAUAACAUCAAGUCCGCAUUAUCCACAGUCAAAUGGACAAGCAGAAAAAGGGGUUCACAUUCUGAAGCACCUCUUAAAGAAAGCGGCUGACAGCAACUCUGAUCCAUAUUUGGCUUUAUUGAGCUACAGAGCAUCACCUCUUCAGAGCGGUCUGUCACCAGCUGAACUACUGAUGAAGCGGAAACUGAGAACCACCUUACCAAACCAUCUGAGCGGCACAUCAAAGGAAAAUAAUACCGCACGGAUUGAACAUAAACUACGACAGCAGAAGAUGAGGCAGAAAUCAUUCUACGACAGGACAACAAAACAUCUUCCUCCCUUGACAACCAACAACUCUGUCAGAAUUGAGGAUGCUGAUGGAUGGAGUACCAGAGCAACUGUUCUGAAAGAAGUCACUCCACGAUCAUAUACUGUGAAAACAAAUGAUGGACAAAUCCUCAGACGCAACCAUCUGUUGAAAACACCUCAAGAGAGUGUUGGUGAGCUCAGUGUGACCUGUGAUGAACCUCAAGUGAUUCCUAAACCUGUGAUGGACAAUGACACUGCCGCGCACACUCCAACUCCUGAGUUGAGAAGAUCCUCAAGAGAAAUUAGGAAACCUGACAGAUUGAACUUGUGAGAAAGAACUUUCAAU
This is a messenger RNA of Oryzias latipes (Japanese medaka), 2140 nucleotides long. The record is from RefSeq and is a predicted model, not a curated record. Lineage: Eukaryota; Metazoa; Chordata; Actinopteri; Beloniformes; Adrianichthyidae.